AAAAGCCCUUCUGGCUUCAUCAAAGCACUCCAGGUUUUGCUGAGACCCUGCCAGACAAACGUGCAAUGUGCAUGCACAGGCAGCCAUUGCGCAUUCACAUUACUCAGCAGCACCAGGAUGCGGAGCAUGCGCCGAGGAGGGGGGACGCUGCAGAACCUCGCCGAGUAGGCAGAGGAACAAGGCACCAUGACAUUCUCUCUGGGGCUCCUGUACCUUGUCUGUAUUGUAGGAACAGAUGGGAUAACGAAAAGUGAAUUUUCUGGAAGAACGUGUGUCCCGGAGAAUCAGUGCCAGGGGCCCGGGAGCUUCAGCACUUACAAUAGCCAGGCCAAAAAGGGCUUUUCUUGUUGUUACACAGACAACUGCACUCCACCCCAACCAGUGUUAUCACCAGACAGCACUACAUAUAAUGGCGUGACUUGUCCAACCUGCAUCGCUAACGGCACUGAUUGGUGCGACACUGGUACAACCAUGAAAUGCACUGGGGAUGAGACAAGGUGCAUUCUGCAGUAUACAAAUAUGUCAGGAACAUUGUCCAAUGAGGUCGUUCUCCGUGGUUGUGCCACUCCCAGUAUCUGCAAUAUCGGGAACCAAUCUGUGAUCACCGAUGGAAUAAGUGUUACUGUUCGUGUUUCAUGCACUGGAGGAAGUUCUGGCCUUAAUCUUCAUUUUCAUAUUGUUGCGUUUAUGAUGAUAAUAUUCUUGUUUACCUACUGAAACAUUGAAACUAACAGUCCUCAUGUAUCACAAACAGCAACUCGUAUAGCAAAAUGAUGCUAAAAAAAUAGGGUGGUGUAUGUACUAAAGAUCAAUUCUGAACAA
Molecule: messenger RNA, 822 nt
Organism: Pseudophryne corroboree (corroboree frog)
Lineage: Eukaryota; Metazoa; Chordata; Amphibia; Anura; Myobatrachidae
Product: protein RoBo-1-like
Exons: 5
Coding region: 187-717 (176 amino acids)
Source: RefSeq, a predicted model, not a curated record